Talaromyces rugulosus is the source of this 3159-nucleotide messenger RNA. RefSeq lists its product as uncharacterized. Gene Ontology annotation, biological process: regulation of DNA-templated transcription; DNA-templated transcription. The coding region runs from base 1 to 3159 and encodes 1052 amino acids. Gene Ontology annotation, molecular function: DNA binding; DNA-binding transcription factor activity, RNA polymerase II-specific; zinc ion binding. Lineage: Eukaryota; Fungi; Ascomycota; Eurotiomycetes; Eurotiales; Trichocomaceae. The transcript is spliced from 6 exons. The record is from RefSeq and is a predicted model, not a curated record.
AUGCCGCCAUCACCUAUUGGGAUCAGACGCGGACUGGCCGGAGUCGCAUUGCAUCUGACAUUAAUCUUAUUCUUAAUUACCAGCGGGCGCAGUUCGCCUACCGAGAUAUCAGAGGAGUUAUCCGACUCACCCGAGGUGAACGAGCACAUCACACCGUCUACAGCAGACGUAGACGCAGAAGGACAACCACUCGUGAAGCGGUCCAGCUCGUUCCCAACCGCCUUUGACACGCUCGGGAACAACUUCACGGAGACGAGCUGCCCGGACUUUUUUCAUACCUUUCUCAACGAUACCACGUAUCAAUCAUGUCACGCAAUCGCGCCCCUUCUCGAGAACUCCAACUCCUUCUUCAAAGCCAUGGGCUCUCCAAGCACUCUCGAUCCCCUUCUCGAUACUUCGUGCUCGGCCAACAUCACCGAGUGCUCGACCUUCAUGACGAACAUGGCCUCGAACCUCACCGAUAACAAAAACUGUGGCUCGGACUACCAGCUAGGAAACCCGGCUGUGGUCCAGGCAUACGACAGCAUGGUUUCAUACGGCCCUAUCGCAAAGGCGGCCUGUCUCAAAGAUCCGUCUACCGAGAAAUACUGCUUCACCGAGGCGGCUACCAAUUCCUCCAACGUCGCCAACUUCUAUCUUUACCUUUUACCACUAGGCAACUCUCUCCCCGGUGGUAGUCGACCAACUUGCAACCAAUGCACACAAGCGACCAUGCAGGUGUUUCAGCAAUCAGCCAUAGUCAAGGGCAACCCUCUGGUCAACACCUACCUCUCGGCCGCAGAAAUCAUCAACGUCAACUGCGGACCCGGCUUUGUCAACGCGACUGUUAACGUCGGAACUCAAGAUGCCACCAAAAACGGCUCCUCAGCGGGUAGCCGAUUGGGGAUGAGCCCGUCUUUAUCAUCCGCGAUAAAAUGUGACAAGAGAUCGCCCUGCUCGAAUUGCAGGGCGUCAAGUAUAGUGUGCCGCACUGCUAGUCGUCCUAAGGAACAGCGUCAGCGCAUUCUGAUAUCUGAUCAAUAUGAGAAGAAAAUAGAGGCCAUCGAAGGCCGAUUGGCCCAUAUAGAAACUCUGCUGGAGAAUCUCACCUCGCUUUCGGCUGCAAUUCCUGCCAGGAUGCUGGCAACUCCUAGCAUGUCAUUGCAGUCAUCGUCGUCGCCGUCAAAGGCGCAAUUAAUCCCUCCUCCCUCGACUCAUCCCUCAAUAUCGUCGGCAGCAGCGUCGUCAACUUCAUUAUCCCGGGCAAGGCGUGACACAAAACCGAAUGCCGCGUUCGAAGGAGAUUCAUCGUUAAGAGCACACUCAGUACACGCAAGCCGAGUCAUUGAGAAUGCCAUGAAUAGUGACACUGGGUUUGGCCCGAACCCGGAGAUGCAGGAUGCUCUUGUGGCGCUUCGGAAUUUGAUUGAAAAGCAGCAUUCUGGGUCUGUUAAUCAGGAUUAUCGAUUUGCUGCCCCCCAGCAUGGCGACGCUUCGACGGUGGAUAUCUCAUCGGUCAAGAUGCCGGCUAUGGAAUCUGUUGUUGGAAUGUUGCGUAUUUGCAAAGAAACGCAGAAUUUCUUGGAUCUUCCCUUUAUCGAUUUCGAGCAAUUCAAUGAACUGUGCAAAAAAGUAUACUUUGCCACGGAGGACUACUCUGUUGCCACCUUUGCCCUAGUAAAUGGCGGGCUUUAUCAUCUCUUCAAAGGCCUGGCUUUUCUGCAAGGCAAGGAAUUCCCCGAAGCUUCCGAAAACGUGAGCAUAUGCCGAACAAAUCUAGAGUACGCUCUCAGUCGGUUCAAUAUCUUCACGGCGGCUACCAGUGAGAACCUGCAGGCACUUCUUAUUGGGGCAUCGUACGCGAUAGACAUAUCACAGCCUUCACUAUGCUGGGCGCUCACCUCGACGGCUGCUCGUCUUUGCCAAACGCUUGGAUACCAUCGAACUGUAGGAACAGCGGGCGAUAACCCCUUGGACCUGAAGCUCAGAAAUCGGAUGUUUUGGUUCACCUAUAUCUUGGACAAAUGCCUCUCGCUGCGCCUUGGACAUUCGUCGAUUCUGCAAGAUUUUGACAUUACCCUCCCUCUCCCCGAGCCAUCUGCCGAUUCCAAAAUGAGCAUGUGGGACAGCAUGUACCACCACUGGGUCAAAAUUGGCUAUUUUCAGGGCCGCAUAUACGAAGAACUCUACUCUCCUCGCGCACUUUCCGGACCCGCUGCAGAUCGCACUCAGAGGGCCAAACAAUUAGUUGCCGAUAUGCAGCUGUGGUAUCAAGAUGUUGCGCAGAUUGAUCCGUCGCGCGCGUACAAUCCAGUUUACUAUGAAGCAGCCGCGUCGUCGUCGGAAAUUAUGUACUACGGUCUUUCGACGCUUGCGUACAGGGCCGUGCCGCCGGGUCCGUUGGAUAGUUCGAUUAUCUUCAGCAAUGGGUGCAUUGAAACAGCGCGAGCGGCGUUGAGGGCACAUCAACGCAAUUCCGAACGAUAUAAGAAUAGUAACAGUCAUAUCUGGCAUGGAUAUAUUUCUUGGGUCUUGAUCAAUUGUCCUUUUACCCCAUUCAUGGUCUUAUUCUGCCACGCAAUUGCCACUGCCAACCUCGAAGACCUCAAAUGCCUCGGAGAUUUUGUAUCGUCUCUCCAGUCGCCGGGCGGAACCGUCGAAGCCGCCGAAAAACUCUGGCGUCUCUGUCAAGUCUUCCACCGCGUGGCGGAGCUAUACAUUAAGACAAAAAUAAACCACCAGGAGAUGUACCAGCAACAACAACAACAUACUCAUCUAGAUCCAGGUCAUCAAUCGCAAGACGCAUUCCAACAACAGCAGCCUUCUGUUAAACAUGCCAACGACGAAACUCUAUCAGACUUCAGUACACCAAAAUUCGCACCCCUUCAACAGCAACAACAACAACAGCCUCCGCCAUUCGCUACAGAUGACUUUGAGCCAUAUCUUAGCGCCCUCGGAUUUCCGAACGCCGCUGGCUUUCUGAAUAUCGGGGACCAAAACAUGGCGACAGAAACUACCGCCGAAGACUAUAGUAGCAGUAAUGCUCCCAACGGGGCAAGUGAUAACAUCGGGUCAUGGCUUGGAGGAGACUCGUUUUCCUUGGAGAAUUGGUUUACCGGGAAUGUUAACAUUAUGUCCCUUGUCGAGACGGAUUUGUCUAAUUUUGGUGGGACUGGGUAG